Messenger RNA from Acromyrmex echinatior (Panamanian leafcutter ant), 508 nucleotides. RefSeq names its product odorant receptor 13a. The record is from RefSeq and is a predicted model, not a curated record. Gene Ontology annotation, molecular function: odorant binding; olfactory receptor activity. Gene Ontology annotation, biological process: detection of chemical stimulus involved in sensory perception of smell; sensory perception of smell. NCBI's taxonomy places the organism in Eukaryota, Metazoa, Arthropoda, Insecta, Hymenoptera, Formicidae. Gene Ontology annotation, cellular component: plasma membrane.
GGCUACAGAAUAGAUCAGUACUUCUAUCCGAUAGUGAUUCAUUGUUAUCUAACCGUAUACUCUCAUGUGACCGCCACGGUUGCUGCUGAUACCUUCUACUUCGCUUUGAUUCAACAUGCCUGCGGGAUGUUCUCGGUUGUCGGUAGCUUCCAGACACAUGCUGGAACAUAUUGGCGAGGAUAUUAAUGAAAAUUUUAAUCUGAAGCCCCACAAAAUGAAUGACAAUGAUUACAAUAAAGCUCUCAGUUGCUUACGCAAGCAUCUGCAUGUAAUAAAAUUCGCAGAACUGAUCGAUUCCACGUUUGCCAAUAUAUUCUUGGUCAGCGUUAGUUUGAAUAUGAUCGGUGGCAGUAUAUGCGGUAUUCAAGUGCUGAUGAAUCUAAAUGACGCGAAAGACAUAGUAGCACCUCUCGCUAUUUACAUUGCUCAACUCACCCAUCUUUUCUUUCAAUUUUGGCAGGCUCAAUUUUUAUUAGAUUACAGCGUCGUUCCAUACGAAUCGAUGUAA